Messenger RNA from Kazachstania africana CBS 2517, 453 nucleotides. Its product is annotated as HIT family protein. Bases 1 to 453 code for a protein of 150 amino acids. The record is from RefSeq and is a predicted model, not a curated record. Gene Ontology annotation, biological process: nucleotide metabolic process. Gene Ontology annotation, molecular function: catalytic activity. The transcript has a single exon. Lineage: Eukaryota; Fungi; Ascomycota; Saccharomycetes; Saccharomycetales; Saccharomycetaceae.
AUGUCCCCAAACACUGAAAUUAAACAUUAUAACUCUGACUGUCUGUUUUGUAAAAUUAUCAGUGGUGAAAUCCCAUCGUACAGACUAAUCGAAACACAAUAUUCUUUUUCAUUCCUAGAUACGCAACCCACCAGUCAUGGUCACAUUUUAAUAGUGCCCAAAUAUCACUCUCCAAGAUUACAUAAUGUACCAGAUCAAUAUCUGACAGAUUUGCUUCCUGUCGCCAAGAGAUUUGCUAAAGCUCUCAAAUUGGACGAAAAAGAUACAGGUUACAACAUCCUUCAAAACAACACACAGAUUGCAUCACAAUCUGUAGACCACGUCCACGUGCACUUCAUUCCAAAGCAUGAUGUCAAGACAGGUCUCAUCAUCACUUGGCCCUCUAAGGAUGCUGAGCGCAACGACUUGAUGGAGUUAAGGGACCAAAUCAUGCAUAACUUGCAGAGUCCAUAG